AUGCGCCGCCCUCGCCUCCGCACCUCGCCUGCGAGCCUCGCCCUCGCGGCCGCCAUCGCAGCCACGACGCUCGCCUCGCUCGUCACCGCCUCGUCGUCGAGCCCGGCCAGCCCGCACGCGCCCCACCCAGCCGCACACCGCGCCAUCCCGCACCCCGCAGGCCACGGCCGCUUUGCCGCACGCGCAGCAGCCGGCGCCAACUCUGCCGACCCCGCAUCGCCCGACUUGUUGCUCGUCGAGCGAGGGCUCGCCGCCGCCGCCGACGACGAUGCGCAGGCGCGCUCGGCCCUGUUCGAGGGCGAGGUUGCCGGCAACGCGAUCGAGGGCGAGGUCAAGGUCAGCGGGUGGACCGCCGACGACGACCUGUGGAUGGCGUCCGGCACGUACGACCUCGAGGGCGCCGCAGGCGCGCUCCACAUCAAGAUCAGCGACAACUCGACUGCUGCCGCUCCGGCGUCGGCGUCGGCUUCGAGUGCCGGCGAGGACGAGGGCGAGGGCGAGCCGGCGGCGAGCGCGAGUGCGGCGGCAGGAGGCGCAUCGUCUGCGACCGACGACUCGUCGUCGCAGGCGGGUUCUUCGGCGAGCGAGUCGUCCGUCGCCGAGUCGACGACGUCGUGCACCGAUGCGCCGGCGGCCACAUCCGGCUCGGCCUCGCCGAGCGGGAACCAGUCGGCGGCCGACUCGGUGGCGGCGACGAGCAGCGGCGGCGCCUCGACGUCGACGACGAGCCGCAAGAUGUACCACGGCCAGAGCGGCUCGUCGACAAAGAUCAAGGCGACGGGCACCAAGACGCUCGACCCGGACUCGCUCGAGACCAAGCUCCUGAUCAACCCCAAGUGGAUCGCGCUCAACCCCAAGUGGACGCCCACGGCCCUCCUCGCGACAGUCGUCACGCCGGCCCCGACCAAGACGUCGAUCAAGACGUCGUCGGCGAGCGCGACCAAGACGUCGACCGUCGCCCUGACGCUCCCGGCCCCGCCGGCGUCGACGUGCCAGCCGCAGUACACCAACACGGCCGGCGGCGCCGUGUACGGGCCCGGGCUCGGCUCGUUCAACUUCCUCCCGAGGCCGUCGACGUUCGUCAAGCGCAGCGGCAACAAGUUGACGCUCGACGGCGACACGUACCGCAUCGUCGGCCCGAACAUCUACUGGCUCGGCCUCGACGAGAACGUCAACUGGCAGGUGUCGUACCCGUCGAAGCAGCGCGUGCGCGAGGCCAUGGCCAUCACGGUCGCGAUGGGCGGCAACACGAUCCGGUCGCACACGCUCGGCGUCAGCACCGGCCACAGCAAGACGCUCUGGCCCAACGCGUGGAGCACCAACAAGGCUGCUUUUGACCCGAUCGACUACGCAAUCUUUGCCGCGCGCAACUACGGCCUGCGGCUCAUCAUCCCGCUCACCGACAACUACGCCUACUACCAUGGCGGCAAGUACGACUUUAUCGGCUGGGCCGGCGCCGACACGAACGACGCGAGCCAGUUCUACUACAAUGACGACGUGAUCAGCCUGUUCAAGGGCUACAUCUCGGUCCUGCUCAACCACGUCAACGCCUACACCGGCGUCGCGCUCAAGGACGACCCGACCAUCAUGGCGUGGGAGACGGGCAACGAGCUCGGCGGCUACAUGCUCGGCGGCGGCGCACCUCCCGCCUCGUGGACCAAGGACAUUGCGUCGUACAUCAAGAAGCUUGCGCCCAACCACCUCGUCGCCGACGGCACCGACGGCUUGACCGACUAUGGCGGCAGCUUGGCCACCACGGGCAUGAAGGUGUCGAACGUCGACCUCGUGACCGACCACUUCUACCCGGCGCUGCAGUGGCUCCUCGUCAAGGACAAGAACUGGAUGAACAGCUACCAGAGCAAGGUCUUCUUCGUCGGCGAGAACGAUUGGACCGGGCUCAAGGGCGGCGACGACCUCGACACGUUCUACUCGACGAUCGAGAACAUGGACGGCUCGGGCUCGAUGAUGUGGUCCAUCUUUGGGCACGACGAUCGAUGCUGCGACUGGAUCUACCACAACGACGGCUACUCGCUCUACUACCCGAACGGUAUGAGCAGCUCGAUGAACAAGGCCGCCAUCAAGCUCAUGAAGCACUGGUACCGCAUGCGCGGCCUCACGCCGCCCUCGGCGCUUCCCGCCGUCGCGUGCCCUCAGCCAGAGCUCACCGAGUGA
Molecule: messenger RNA, 2172 nt
Organism: Rhodotorula graminis WP1
Lineage: Eukaryota; Fungi; Basidiomycota; Microbotryomycetes; Sporidiobolales; Sporidiobolaceae
Product: glycoside hydrolase family 5 protein
Exons: 14
Coding region: 1-2172 (723 amino acids)
Molecular function (GO): hydrolase activity, hydrolyzing O-glycosyl compounds
Source: RefSeq, a predicted model, not a curated record